This is a messenger RNA of Amoebophrya sp. A25, 11809 nucleotides long. The record is from the annotation of a GenBank genome assembly. Lineage: Eukaryota; Dinophyceae; Syndiniales; Amoebophryaceae.
AUGAAGAAGUUGAGCUCCAUACGAUCUUGGUUGCGCGGGGGUGCGUCAAGCGCGCGGCUGAAUAAGGGUCAAUCUCUUAAUUCGACUGAUGACGCAGCUUAUUUCAAUCUUGUUCGAUCAAGACUUACUGCGAAUUUAGAGUUCGCCAGUGCACGGGCUGAAACGCUUUGGCUACAGCUGAAGAAAGCGGUAAUUGCGGAAAUUCUGGCUGUUGAAGAACGGACACGAGAAGGACAUGUGUCAACGACAUCUUCGUCUGGAAGUACAGCACACCUUUUGGCGGCUUUUUCAGGAUCAGUAGAUGCUCGCGACGUGAAGAAAAGUGCUCAAAUCUUCAGCGAAGUCAAGAAAUUGGGAGAGGUAUUCGACAUCAAAGCCUUGCAGGACGCAGACGAUCGGCUCACGGUGUGGCAACGGUUAGAUUCAGCGUUGAAGAUGCACGAAGCUGCUACAGAGCAUGGAUUUUAUGGCGUCGACUCGGUCUUACUCUUACAGACUUCAUACUAGUAACUGUAACAAGUACGUAGUCGUUGAUGUCUUGUUCACAGCAUGAAAAGGUAGUCCGAAAAAUCUGCCCUUUCUCUGUUUGUACGAUUAUGACGAUACUUAUACUUUCUCUUUCCCGAAGUUAGAGCUAGAAGUGUUUUUCUAGAUAUCAAUGAAUAUCUUCUAAAACAUGGGAGAGUCGUUCGAUGCGUGGGCGCAGCUCGCACCGUGGAUCGCGUUUGGAGAGGAGAAGCUUGGUAUAGUAGGUACGGCGAAGAAGAAAACCGAGCUAAGCACCUCUGCUGGGGCAACGAUGCUCAAAAAGCGGCUAGAUGCCGUAUUAACAAUGGGUGAGAACGAUCGACAACGCACCAGUCACAAGAAUUAUCAUGAUAAGGGCAUCAAAUCUACCUCUGGAGGACAAGGGCUGCAAGUGAAUGCGUCGAGCCAGGAAAGCGUGCAGCACCAGCGAGCGCCCUCAUCGUCAGGGGCUACCUCCGCUGCCAACGGAGCAUCAUUAUCUUCCUCUACAACAAAGAACCAAGCUAAAAAUAGUGCUACACAAAAUAGAAACCCUUUACCAAAUCAUACAGCGGACAAUGUUGGAGGAGGAGGUGCGGCAGCAGAGCGGGCUCGGUCAGCAGGUGGCUCUACGCGCUAUGUGGAUGCACGACCACCGUCGCCCUCGUCUGCGCGAAGUGCGAAUGGCGGCUACAACAGGCACCGCGGCCGUGGAUUCUCGACGUCGAGCCAGACCUCAUCAGGAGGCGGGCCUCGCGACCGAAGCACGCCACGUGUUGUCGACGAGGCUGGCGAUGAAAUUCCAUGUAAAAAUACUGAAUUAGCAUACCAAAUUUUCGGAAAUUCGAUAAUUCUAAUCGACCUAGUACAUGAUGCUCAAGAAGCAUAAACUUCAUCUUUUCAUCCUAUUUUAGGCAUUGAGACUAAGUUUGACUUUGGCGUUGUGAUUUUCCGAUCGUAAUUCGUCCAUGUCCAUAACCUUUCAUUUUCAUCGAACAUACAAGUCUCCAUGUAGUUACACAAAAACGUGUCCUUUGAAACAAUCUAUCUGAACAGUGACUGCGCGCAGCAAUCGAAGCAAUGUUUAUGAGCAGCUAAGCAGUGAAAAAGCUUCUAUGGAUUUAGACCCACUAAAGAAACUUGAUCGAGAUCGAAUACGCCGGAACGCUGAGGGCUUGAACACUCCACGGAGUGGCACGCCGCAACGAGGAGAAUCAAGUAAGCAAAAUGCAGGGCAAAGUCACUUGCUCUUUAUUGUCUUUAGUCACACUUUGGUGGUGCUUGUCCAAUGACCUUCAAAUCAUGGAUUUUGUUAGCAACUAAUUCGGUUCCUCAAUAAGAAAGAAUCAACAUCAUAUUAACUUCUCGAAAUAACCGUCUUUGGUCAACACAUCUUUAUUGUCCUUCUACCGUGUGAGAAUAAGUACGUCUUUCCCUCGUUCAUUAAAUUAAUAUUUAGCUGUUGGACUACAUCUAGACUUCAUGCAAUAAGGGGUUAGUAGUUAUAGUGUUCUCAAUUCUUAUUUUACCAGAUGGACGUCCUUCACACCGGCCAUCAAGUGCGAGUUUGAGAAAACGGGCAGCGCCGCCGUUGCCUCCGCUACCGACUGGUGAACACGCUGACGCAAGGAGGAGGGAACAAGAUCUGCAUGAGGAACAAAUAUCUUACAACCAGAACUUUGAAGGAGCACGCCCUUUUUCCGCAAAGAGUAUUCGGAUCGCUGAGGCCUUGAGCACGAGCAAAGCGAAGGUGGAAGUGACGGACGCGGCAGUGGCGGAAGACCUGUCACGACUGAAGAAGCAGAAACGUCCAGUGAGUGCUGGUCUCUUCGCAUUUCGUCAGUACACAAAAAGUUCGCCUGUCGAGUCUGCGGUAGAACGCGAACUUGGCCCGGGGCAGCUGUAUGUCGAUGUUGCCGCUCCUGGUCCUGGUUCCUCCACGGCGCGUCACACUGCAGGGGGAUCCUCCUCGUCUUCAUCAGACGCAAGAAAUAGUCGUGACGACAUGCCUGCACGGCCGCCACAAGCGCCUCAAUCCUCUGGUUCUCAACGCAAUUUUCGCGGAUCACAUGUAUCAUCGUCCUCAACUUACGGCUUCACAUCAGGAUAGUUUAUCUUUAUAUUCGCUCAUCUUCUCAUGCUCAUCUUUGUAAUCUUUAUUUAUUAACCUUGGUGGACGUGGAAAUGGAAUAACGAGGGAUCAUAGUGUUUUUUGUUGCCAAAAAGAUUGAUUGGCAUUCUUGUUCUACUUGAUGAGCUCCUCUAAUGAUCCGCCUCGAAGCGAGGACCAGGAGCAGACGUGGAAGACCAGCGCGAUCUUCAACAGAAGGAGAAGAGUAUGUUUUCUUCGCCACCUACCAAAGGUGAACCAUUGGCGGCUGAGUCGACGCCAUGGAGAAUAUCUUCUUCUUCCGCCGGAAAUAUUAAGAACAGCCGACGAAAGAGCUCGCCUGCGACGUCGUCACCUUUAGAGGGUGUAGAUCUCGACUUGGACGAAGAAGAGCAUGAGGCGGAUUCCUACUGUCUUGGCAACUACACGGGGUCUUCGGCGAAGACAUCAGGAGUUUCCGCUGGAGGAGAAGGAAACACAGUUAUGAUGAAAAAUGUCCCACAGACGUCCCGCUGGUCGUGGAGCUAAAGCUUGAUAACUCGGAUCGUGUCGUGCUCAACAUGGUUUUUCUGACUCGCCUCGAGUUGAUGAGCUGCAACAUUUGUAACUUCGUAUAGUUCACCGUCGUAAGUAAUGACUCUAGUUCUAAGCAUGGUGCAGCCACCGCCACGAGCCGAAAGAAUCGCGGACACAAAGCCGCAGAGUAUCAGAUACCGAAGAUGGACAUGAGCGCAUUGAAGCAGCGCUUCUUCGUGAACGCUAACAUAGUGCGCGAGGAUAGUAAACAGCAUCAUCAACCCAAAGCACCAGACGGUGGGGCAGCCAGCUCAAGUGGAGAUCGCUCCGACGCCGGUGGCGUGGACGCGCGCAGCACGAACUACUAUAGGAAUAGGCGACCGGAAAGCGCGUCGACGUAUCGUCAGGACCCAAGGUCCAGUUCUGCAGAAAACGAAGAAUACAAUAAUGCCUCAGAAUCGUCCGCAACGUCACACAUUAUGGGCAGGCGUGAUUGAUCUGAAUUCAAACUCUUAUACUUGUUAGUCAAUAUUGUAAGAAUGAAAACAACUUUUUUUGAAAUAUUAGCUAGCCGCGAGGGGUGCCGCUCUGCUAUCAUUAUUGGCCUCUUUUUAAAAGAGUAAGAAACUCUCUUGAUAUUCUGUUGGUCAAGGUCAUAAUCCUCGAAAUGUCACAAAGAUCACAAGGAUGAAGAUCAGCAAAAUGACCAAGAUCGCCAGGCAAAAGGUUACCGGAGCACCAUCCAAACGCCCGACGGGUUUACCGUCGCGCGGGUGUCUCUGGCUUCUCCUCUCUCUCUCGUUUGUGGCUCAAGCCUCCCAAUACAGUCAAGGACAAAACAGCACCGGAAUGAUCUCAAAGAUAACCUACAGACCUAAAUGCAUAUAGUUCCAAAAACAGUGAUCAUCAGGCAAAGGACCUUCAACGUAUUCAGAUAGAAGAAAUGAUGAAUGUUUCAUAGCUGUAAUCAGGUUCAUAACGUACUGUCAGUUCUGAUCAAUGAUGAGAAUCAACAUAGGAUGAUCGUAUGAAUCAAUGAUGAUAGCAUAAGCGUUUCCAUAUGAAAGUUUCCCCAUGCAACAUGAUAUCCCAAUGAUGAAGCUGAGACUUCCUCCAUGUAACCCCAAUGAACAUCCACAGGGAUCAAAGCAGCCAGAGAUCAUUAGUCUCAGGCUGUGAGUGCAAAUUGUGCAAACAGUAUCACUCUCAAGUGUUUCUCACCGAGAAACUAGACGCGACUUAACAGUCUGUGUUCGAAUGUAUCCAACACUACUUUGACCCUUGAGCUAAGUAUAGAGUAGAAAUCCAUCUAGAAACAACUUUUCAAAAUGUCCUGCGAUGCGAAAGAAAUUUCGAAGAAACUCGGACAGAAGUCCGACUGGCGAGCAUGGCAACUUGCCAUACGUCAGGAAGCUAGCCGUCUCGGCCUGCUUCAAAACUACACGAAUGUAGUCGGCAUUCCGGCAGCUCCUCAUGGUAUUCCUAACGGAGUUACCAAUCGGGAGGAAACAAUUCGGCAGAAGUGGCGCAACCUGAAAGAUGCGAUUAUUCGUAGUCUGAAAGGUGCCGCUGCGUCGUUCAUCAACAACCAGAACGAUAAUGGGCAGGUGGAUGCGAUGGAUGCAGGUGAGGUUGUUGUGCUCCUUCGUGAUGUAGGACACUUCGAUCAAAACAACCGUCAGGAACAACGGAUGAAAGUAAAACCGCUUACGGAUGGCGUGUUGAAGUUCCACAACGCGGAUCAACCUGCAGAUGUCACAGGAUUCUUGUCGAAAGUCCGAGACAUCAUGAACCAGUCGCCCACCGUGUACCCGCCGGAAGCAGGAGUGCCAGAAAGUGACCAACAAAAUGGUGCACUGCUACAGAAGUUGCCCGAGCUGUUCUGCAAGAACUUCAAGGCAACGAUCGAACGCAUGCAGGAAGAAGAUGGUCUGACAUUUGACCAGAUUGGUGACCGACUUGAAAAGCGUCUUGCGACGUUGAUCGAGGAGGGAACCUACAAAGUUGAGAACGAUUCCUUCGGGAAGGCGUUCCCGGUCAAUGUUCAGGAGACCUCGAAUAAACGUUCUCGUGAAGAGGAGGAUGACGAGGAAAAGGCCAAUGAAGGUGGUAAGAUCUUUCUGUCUAAAAGUGCUCUCAAGCGCUUCAAGGCAAACACAAAGAAGAAGAUCGCCGCCGAGGUCUAUGCCUCCAAUUCGAACGGCAAAGGAAAGCCGCAGAACAAAAAUAAUAAAGGUUCUGGAAAACAAGACACCCGUCCAGUCUGUUGGAUCUGCAACAAACCGGGUCACAAAUCCGCGUCUUGUUGGAAGAAUCCACAGAACCAGGCAAACUGGAACUGGAACACCAAUUCCCAAUCUAGUAGUGCUAUGGGUAAAGGUGGAAAGGGUAAUGGCAUGGUUCACAUGUCCCAAGUUGCGGAGCUGUGGCAAGCUCUCAACGGCGGAAAGCAGAGCUGAGUUGCGGAACCGGUGGAAAGCGGAUUUUGCUCGCUGAACUUGGAUGAAGAUGAGGGUGAAGAAAUAAACGUAAAUAAUACAGGGGAGGUAAAACUUGUGGGACAUAGUCUUUCAACUAGUUCCAUUACUACAAGAGAAGAAGUUAGUCUAGUCGAUAGUUGUGCAAACAAAUAUCUUUCAAGACACAAAGACGAUUUUAGUGAAAUAACUAUGAGAACUUGUAGGAUUACUGGUAGCGCUGGAAGUAAAGACGGAAGAGUAGGAAAACUAAAGUCAAACAUCUUAGGGCUCCAGUAUGGUGUUUAUUAUGAUUCACUACCAAAGGACUUAGAUCGUAUUAUACCUUGGUUAGGUGAAGGGAACUGCUCGCAAUUAGGAUGGGAAUUCAACUUCAAAGGCGCAGGUGGUUGUCUCGUACAUACGGACACCGGCCAGGCCAUACCCAUAAGAAGUCAUCCACGCUUGCAGCUUCCCAUACUUGCAUGCAACUUAUUUAAAGAAGAGACUGAUAGUGGUUAUAUUUGUUCAACAGUAGAAGAAGGAGUCAGUAGUUGUUACCUUACAAGACUCGAACUUCAUAGAAGAUGUGGGCACUUUCAUAUAGAUGGCCUCCAGGUAAAUUGCCCUGAGUGUGAUCUACAUAAAGGCCAACGCGCACCACAUGCAAAAGCUAGAGAUACUUCGAACUACAAACCUGAACCAUUGAAGUUACUAGCAAUCGACUUUGCUGUUGGAAUCAAACCCGUAUCAGUCAGGUCAAAGAGAUGUGUAUUAGUGAUCAUCUGUGAUGUAAUUAAGAAGGUGUUCUGUCGACCGCUUAAGCUGAAAAGUGACUGUGUGGAGGAAAUAGAAGAAGUUAUCAAAGGCAUUCGCCAGGACUACUCCUUAUCACUUGAUGACAAGGUAGUGUGGUUCCUCCGGAGGGAUGGAGAACCUGUCCUGAGCAGUGAUGACAUGACCAAAGUUAUGCAAUCGCUGCGAGUCUCAGACAGUCCGGCUGUUCCUUAUAAUCCGGAGAUGAAUGGGACCUGCGAACGUUUUAUGCGGACUUUGUUCGGCAGUGUACGCACAAUGCUGACUAAAGUUGAUAAACGCCUCUGGUGUUACUGCGUCGAGUACGCUGGUGACUGCUGGGAUCGUUUACCGCAUAACUAUGCAAAAAUGCCUCAACAUGAUGGAAAGAGUCCAAUUGAAAUCUUAGAAGAAAGGACUGGUAGAAACUCAUCGAAGAGUUCAAUCGGCAUGCUCCGCCGAUUUGGUUGUCUAGUUUACUUUCGUGAACAAAUUCAAGCCAACACUCCUGAACCCAAGCUCUCGGCCAAGUACCGCCGUGGCGUCUUCCUUGGACUCUGUCCGAAGUCGUCUGGUUGGUUGGUUGGAACUUUCGCUCAUGACGAUCGUUGCAAGCUUGGACAUCGAUGGGCGGAAUACUCUACCCUAGAUGUAAAGUUCAGAGAGGACUAUCUAAUUAAAAAUAUCGAUUGGCUUUUGCCAGAUCAGAAGGGCAUCUACAUUGAGUAUGACGAACUGGAAAAUCUGCAGAGUGGCGCGUCGUCGCUGGGCUCCCCCUUGCUUGGACAGUCAGUGCAAAGGCUGGAUCAUCAAUCGGGGUUCUCUGGCACGGAGCACAUUCCAGGUGGACCGACCGCGAUUUCCGACGAAUUAUUUAUUGAGACACUGGAUAAAGUAGAGGAAUCCAACGCAGCUGACUCUCCAAAAGGUGUUUCACUUGAGGAGGGGAAUGCUGAAGCGAAGGAUCGCGAGACAUCUGCUCCGCUAAGUCCGUCUAAGUCGAAAGCGCCUUCUCCAGCACGUGUUGUGGCAGGCGAACGCCGUACACACGUCAAGAAGCGUGGCCGACCAAAAGGAGCGAAGGACAAAGCAGGCAGCAGGGUUCGAAGAACAAAGAAACAGUUAGAAGAACUGAGAAAGAAUGUGGCGCUGUUCGCUAGUGCAGUAGGUGGCACGUGUGAAUUAGACGAAGAUGAGGAAUUCGUCGAAUCAUAUGUGAUUUUGUCCGUUGCUCAAGCACUCAAGUCUCCUGAUGCCGACAAAUGGCGGGAGGUUAUUGACAAAGAGCAUGCGAGACUACUAGCCUUUGAAACGUGGAAAGAAGCUUCUGACGAGGAGCUUGCGACCGCGCGACAGGCUCUACCAAUUGCCAUAAUUCUAACUAUUAAAAGAUGUGGAAGAUACAAGGCUCGCGCUUGUGUCCUCGGUAAUCUAGAUCGUUCAGGAGAGCUAAACACCUUUGCUCCCGUAGUUUCACACGCCGCUAAUAGGCUGCUCCUGACAUCUGCUGCGUCAGAACAGGACUAUGUGAUCCCGUUCGAUUUAGAUUCUGCGUUCCUCAAUGCUGAACUCGAUCGCGAUGUCUUCUGCCGUCUCCCACCCAUCUGGGCAGAGAAGCAUGGACGCGAGAUCGUGAAGCUCAAGAAGGCCUUAUACGGCUUGAAGGACGCACCACGAGCAUGGUUCAAGAAAUAUCACGACAUACUAGCCAGUAUUGGCUGGGAGCCGUGUGAUUCUGCGCCAGGCUUAUGGAGAAAGCCGAGUGCGAAGGUACCUGGGAAGUUCCUCAAGAUGUCAGUCUAUGUUGAUGACAAUCUUGCAACGGGUCCUGAUCUUGAUGAGCUCAAGACCGAACUAGAACUCAUCUUCUCGCGUGCCCCUGGCCGUGCGAUUGAUGUGGAGUCCGUUCCAACCCCUUGGGGUCAAACGUGGCUCAGGUUCGACUUCUUAGGUGCCAUCGUGUACUACUGCCGUGAAGCUCGAACAUUUCGGCUCAAUAUGGAGGAGUACAUUGAUAAAAUCGCAAAGAAAUUCGAAAUUGAUGUCGGAAAACCGGUUUACUCGCCCAAUUUUGACGAGUCGGCUUUUCUUGAGGAGGGGAUCAAGAUAGUCGAAGGGUAUCCCUUUCGUGAGGUAGUUGGUGCCUUGCUAUGGGUAGCUGUAACCGCGCGCCCGGACAUUUCUGUACCGGUGGCAGCAUUGGCUAGACAUGUCAGCAAACCCGCGUCAACAAGAAUGGUUAAAGCAGCCAGAAAAGUGCUAAAGUAUCUGGUGACAACGAGAGACCAAGGACUGGAAUACUCACCAGAGCAAGAAGAAGAAUUCAAUAGAAUCUAUUCAAAGUUACUACCUGAAGGCAGAGAUAUGCCAGAGGUGAAUAUCUUUAGUGAUGCAGGUUUCGCCAACUGCGUAAAGACUAUGAGAAGUACAAGUGGAUCGAUCAUGUAUUUCAAAGGCGUUCCAAUUGCUUGGAGAAGUAACCGACAAACUGUCCGUGCCUAUUCUACGGCUGAAAGUGAAUAUAUUGCAGCUUCUGACACUAUUGUGCUUAGUGAACUGCAUGACUUUACAGACUUCUAUAGGCCUCUACCAACUCAGUUGGUACACACACAGAACGGCUUGUCUCCCUCUUUAGACAAUGCUGUGCUCUGGAUCGACAACCAAUCCGCGAUCACAACAGCCAAAGCAACUGACACACGCCCGAAGAGUCGCCAUUAUGCACUUCGCUACUUGCGUGUGCGUGAUGCGGCCAGUAAGAUAGUUUUCUGUCCAACUAACUUAAUGAAGGCUGAUGGCUUAACUAAGUUAGAAUGUAGUUCGUCUCAACGUAGACUACUACUUCACCAUAUAGAUAACCCGAUAACUAAAGUUGAGCAUGAUGAUUGUGAUUCCUCAGACGAUGAAACGAAUGGGGAUGAUUUAGCUUACUAUAGUGUAGUAUAUUCGGUUUAUUUUGGUUUCUAGCCGAGUAUACCGUAGCCAUAGAAGAGCAGCUAGGAGAUAUGACUUCCGUGGUAGUCCAGAGACUAGGGACUUCGACACGCAACGAUUGAGGAGAGGUGUUGGUCAAGGUCAUAAUCCUCGAAAUGUCACAAAGAUCACAAGGAUGAAGAUCAGCAAAAUGACCAAGAUCGCCAGGCAAAAGGUUACCGGAGCACCAUCCAAACGCCCGACGGGUUUACCGUCGCGCGGGUGUCUCUGGCUUCUCCUCUCUCUCUCGUUUGUGGCUCAAGCCUCCCAAUACAGUCAAGGACAAAACAGCACCGGAAUGAUCUCAAAGAUAACCUACAGACCUAAAUGCAUAUAGUUCCAAAAACAGUGAUCAUCAGGCAAAGGACCUUCAACGUAUUCAGAUAGAAGAAAUGAUGAAUGUUUCAUAGCUGUAAUCAGGUUCAUAACGUACUGUCAGUUCUGAUCAAUGAUGAGAAUCAACAUAGGAUGAUCGUAUGAAUCAAUGAUGAUAGCAUAAGCGUUUCCAUAUGAAAGUUUCCCCAUGCAACAUGAUAUCCCAAUGAUGAAGCUGAGACUUCCUCCUUGCAACCCCAAUGAAUAUCCACAGGGAUCAUUUCGCCUAGUGGUCAAGUGUCUCAGUUCAGUUUCUCCGGAUCUGAAUGACGCAGGGUUCGAAUCCGACUGAUGUCAGAAUUCGGCACACCCGUCACUGGGAGGGCUAAGGAACGGCAUCCAUGCCGCGAAGCCGCCGGGCAAGGCCUGUGUACGAGGUAAGACACGGCGACCCAGAGGAAGGGCCCGGCCCGUCCUGUGCUCGCCCCGGAGAAAUGACCAACCAGAGAUCAUUAGUCUCAGGCUGUGAGUGCAAAUUGUGAAAACAGUAUCACUCUCAAGUGUCUCCUACCGAGAAACUAGAUGCGACUUAACAGUCUGUGUUCGAAUGUAUCCAACAUAUUCGUAUUCUCCUUUGUAUAAGUAGACAUAUAUUAUUUAUAUAAGUGGAAGCAGAUUAUCUUCAGCUCUAAUUCGGAUCGUUCGUCGCAUGGCGGUCCGCAUCCCGACCCUUCCACAAAUCCAAGAGCAGGGUCCUCGUCAUCCGAUUCGUUCUACACGAGCCCGCGCGCCUGUCAGACUCCCAGGGAGCACCCGCGUGACUUCGCUGCUCGAAUUUUUGCGAGUCGUGGUGGAGAUGGACCUCGUGUUGAUCGCCCUAGAAGCGCAAGACCCAGUAUUAAUCAAUCUGUCUAUAAUAAGAGCAAGAGCAGGUAUCUUCAAUCUACUAUUAAGUUUCAAAGUUCAUUUUGCACGGCAUCAUGACGAUUAGGAAGCAGGCGUGUCUAGUACUGUUUUACUCGGGAAGUACACUGCUAGUUAUAAAAGACACAAUGUCGCUGGCCCUGUCCCCGUAGCAACAUGCGUACAUCGACACGUAUCAUUAAUCUCAGGUUUUCGUAAUUCGAAUCGUGAGUAUGCGAGCGUUCCUGGCAACAGAAGUAGUACAUCUAGUAGUCAAACUCAAAGCCAGCAGCAGCAGGAGGAGCCUCCGCAGGCACCCGAGAGGGGUGGACGAGGGAUGCCACCUCGCGACCCAAGCUCUCGCGCUAGCACUGGCGCCGAUCAUGGUACAAGCAGUAAACAUGACAACGUUUACUAUAAUGAGCACGUGCCUCGAUUUGCUCAGCAGAGGCCGCAAAGCGCGAACCUGCACAAUUUUCGUCGGGCCUCGCGUGACUUUGUCUACCAGCAUAGAGCGGAACCGGACAGCGCGCGUUCGAGUCGUUACGAUUUUUCGAACCCGCCAAGCAGUGCACGUCGCGGGUCUUCACAAUACUCGGCUCGCAGUGAAGACUCGCCACACUAUGCCUCAUUCUCCACGGCGCAGCAAAAGGAGGAGAGGAGAAGAAGCAACGUUUCUGCGAGUACUAGACAAGAGGAUCAACAUGUGCGAAAUGAAUAUGACACCAGCACCAGUAAAGGUACUAGUAGCUGCCAAGGCGAUUACAACAACUACAACAACUACCGCCCGCCGUCAUCUGGUGGGCAUGCGUCUCAAGCGGCAAGCGGUGGUUCGGAAAACAGGAGUUCGUCUUCUUCGAAUAGACCAGCUUCUAGGGGAUACGAGCACGACGCAGCACGUCCUCCACGGCCGAAUAAUUUUGGAUCCUCGCAGCCGCGCCGUCCAGCCUCAUCCUAUAGCGCCAGACCGCCAAGCGGAGGCCCAGCUUCGUUCUUUCAGUUUCCAGCAUGGGCCAACUCGCGACAGGCCGCGGAUACCAAGCAGCGGGAGCAGGAGGAGCGCGAGGCAAAGGAGCGGGAGGUGCUUCGGGAGCAGCUGAAGCGGGAGAAAGAUAAGAUGCGAGAGCGCGAGAGACAGCGCCAGGCGGACUACGAACAGGCAAAGCGCGAACGAGAAAACUAUUUCCGGCAACAGCAGUACAGACAAAAUGGAGGAGCCUCUUACUCAAAUUUAUGA